AUGGCCUCGACAGUCGACGUCAAGUCGGCAUUCAAUAUAAAGGUACUGAAGCGUCAUGAUGCAGCCAUCGACUCCAUUGUGCACUCUGCUUCCUUUGUCGUACUGUACUUGUACGACACAACGAAGGGAGCAUGGUCAAAGACGGGCAUAGAGGGACCCAUGUUCCUUUACCAUCGCACUCAAGCUCCUCACUACGGCAUGUUCCUGCUCAACAGGAACGGUGUGGACAACUUCAGCGUACCGCUCACCAAGGAUGACGAUCUGGAAUUGACCGACGAAUUCGUGAUUCUGCGGACAGAGGAUGCCACAUCAUUGGGAGAGGAGGAGGAAGAUGAUGACGAUGAGAAAAUCAUUGGCGUCUGGGUCUUUGAGAAGGAUCAGAGACAAAUUGUAGGCAAUGAAAUGCUGAGGUUGCAAUCACUAGCAGCCAAAGAGGAUGCCGCUCCGUCAGGAUCAAACAGGAACAGUUCUGCCUCUUCGACAUCCCAGGCCCAGCCCGCCUCCAUCUCACUAGACGCCCUCUUCGCAUCUGCAUCGCAACCAUCACCUUCUCACCCUCCCCCUGCCCAGCAACAGCCUCCUCCUCAAUCCACCUCGUCCGUUGGUAGUGGUCCGGCUCUGCUAGAUGCCAUCUUUCAAUCUGCUUCCUCUCCCUCUCCACGCCCGAGCCCACAACCGACUGCGCCCCCUGUAGCGCCUCCCUCCGCCCCCUCAGGAGCUGCAGCCUCAUCGUCAUCGUCGGAUGCAACGGCCGGACUGAUGGCGAUGCUCGGGCUAGGCUCAUCGGCCAAGCCUAGUGCUCCUGCAGCGCCCCCACAGAAGGAAAGCAGCAGCAGCAAUAAUCAAGAAGGAUCAGCUAUAGGGACUGGUAUCCUACCUGCCGGUUUGCAAGCUCUCUUCAGCAGUGCAGCCUCCGCUAUCCCUUCCACCUCUGGCUCUAGCAGCAGCAACAAGGAGGCUCCCAGCAGCACCAAUGGGGCCAAGCCUGCCGCCAAUCCUCCUACAGGUCCCAAGCGCGCUUCCACGCCUACAGGGCCCAAGGCGAGUCAGAACCGAUCACCUGUGCAAGUAAAGCGCAACGUGGCCGCCUCCUCUUCCCCUGUCAAGUCGGCCGCACCUAUCUCGGCUCCUACAGGACCAAGGGCAGCCUCGAAGCCCAGAGAGGCUCCUCAGCAAGCUGCUGCUGCUGUCACUGCUGCCCCUUCAUUCAGGGAUACAAGCGCCGAGGCGGCCAAUGGGCAGAUGGCCAAACAUGAAGAGAAGCAGAAGAGCGCCGGCGCUAGCAAUCCUCCGCUCAGCAAGACAGAAUUCAUGCGAGAGCUUUUGGGCUUGAUUCACACCGACAAGGCUUUCACCGCGGAUCUGUACGAAGCAUACCUGUCUCGACAGAAACAGUGA
Messenger RNA from Microstroma glucosiphilum, 1398 nucleotides. RefSeq lists its product as hypothetical. Gene Ontology annotation, cellular component: P-body. Gene Ontology annotation, molecular function: enzyme activator activity; mRNA binding. The transcript is spliced from 3 exons. Gene Ontology annotation, biological process: deadenylation-independent decapping of nuclear-transcribed mRNA; positive regulation of catalytic activity; deadenylation-dependent decapping of nuclear-transcribed mRNA. The record is from RefSeq and is a predicted model, not a curated record. Bases 1 to 1398 code for a protein of 465 amino acids. Lineage: Eukaryota; Fungi; Basidiomycota; Exobasidiomycetes; Microstromatales; Microstromataceae.